AUGACUGAAUUUACUUAUAUGAAUUGUGAGGAAUACAACGCUAACACUCCUGAAAAAAGAAAUGAAGUUAUUUUCAUUGUUGAUCAAAUUGCCUUUGCAAAUGCUCGAGCCUUACUAAACGAUGAUGAUGACAAUGAUAAUAUAAAUUGGAAUGAAGUUGAACCUAAAGAUUUUGACCCUUAUAGUAAUUCCUUUCAAACAACACAUGAUGAUAUAGAUGGAUCUAUUGCAAAAAAGUCAUCUUCAGGCUAUCGUGCAUAUUAUAUCUUCUCAAAAUGCUUUCAACAACAGGGCGGACAUUUGUAUGAAAGACUAGGUAAAGGCCAAAAAAUCAUAUCAUGUACUGAACGUGAAAAACAUUGUGAUGAUACAAAUGACGCUCUAAAACAUAUCAAAAGAUGGGUAAUAUCCGUAGCAGAGUCAGGUAAUAAUAAGUUGCAAGAAAGACUUCUAUCUCUAAUAACUUCAACAUUAGCUGUUUUUAACAAUAAGACAAUAGAGGAAAACCUAUCAGAAAUGGAAGCGGAAAAACUUCCGAGUAAAUUACUUGUUAGAACAGCAUUAAAAAUGGGAAAAGUUGAAUCAAAUAAGUUAAAAAAGGAAAGAUCUCAUAUAGUAACUUUGGAAAAGGCUUCAAUGAUGGGAGAAAAAUUAGGAAGAGAAGUUUUAUUUUCACGUUCUGAAAUUCAACAAAAUAUUAGUCAAUUAGAAAACCCGAGUUCAUAUGAAA
Messenger RNA from Funneliformis mosseae, 730 nucleotides. The record is from the annotation of a GenBank genome assembly. NCBI's taxonomy places the organism in Eukaryota, Fungi, Glomeromycota, Glomeromycetes, Glomerales, Glomeraceae.